Molecule: messenger RNA, 2611 nt
Organism: Cyprinus carpio (common carp)
Lineage: Eukaryota; Metazoa; Chordata; Actinopteri; Cypriniformes; Cyprinidae
Product: delta(24)-sterol reductase-like
Biological process (GO): steroid metabolic process
Cellular component (GO): membrane; cytoplasm
Molecular function (GO): Delta24(24-1) sterol reductase activity; FAD binding
Source: RefSeq, a predicted model, not a curated record
UAAACAGCGUGCAAUAUAGGCUAUAGAUGACAAAUAGUGUAGGCAAGUGGGGAAAGUGCGCGCACAGGGAAUACGAGAAAUCGCAUUUAAUAGCAGUUUAUCAGACAGUGUUAAUGCAUGUGGUUUUAUGCUCGUCCGCUGAGAAUACAAAUAAAAAGCGUCUGUUAAGUCAAAAGCCAGCCACAAGCUCCAUGCGUUUUUAAAUUGCAUUGUAAUUAGGCGAUUCGUGCUUUAAAAAGCUGUCGGAAUGGAUCCGUUGUUAUAUUUGGGUGGGUUAGUUGUCUUGUUUUUGGUAUGGAUUAAGGUGAAGGGCUUGGAGUACGUGAUAGUACACCAGAGAUGGAUCUUCGUUUGCCUCUUUCUGCUCCCCUUAUCCGUCAUCUUUGAUGUGUACUAUUACCUGCGCGCGUGGAUCAUCUUCAAGAUGUGCUCAGCGCCCAAGCAGCACGACCAGCGAGUCAGAGAUAUUCAGAGACAGGUGCGAGAAUGGAAAAAAGAGGGAGGGAAGAAACAUAUGUGCACAGGUCGUCCAGGAUGGCUGACUGUAUCUCUCAGGGUGGGAAAAUACAAGAAGACGCACAAGAACAUCAUGAUUAACAUGAUGGACAUUCUGGAGGUGGACACAGAACGGCAGGUGGUACGUGUGGAACCCUUAGCUAACAUGGGUCAGGUGACUGCUCUGCUCAACUCUAUUGGCUGGACCCUGCCUGUGCUGCCUGAACUCGACGACCUCACAGUUGGUGGGCUGGUCAUGGGAACAGGCAUUGAGUCUUCAUCUCACAUCUAUGGCCUGUUUCAGCACAUCUGUGUGGCUUUUGAGCUGGUGUUGGCUGAUGGUAGUCUGGUCCGCUGCACUGAGAAAGAAAACUCUGACCUCUUCUAUGCCGUUCCCUGGUCCUGCGGUACUCUGGGGUUCCUGGUUGCGGCAGAGAUCCGAAUAAUCCCAGCUCGCAAAUGGGUAAAGCUUUGCUACGAACCUGUACGUGGCCUAGAUGCUAUCUGCAAGAAGUUUGCAGAGGAAUCAGCCAAUAAGGAGAACCAGUUUGUGGAGGGACUGCAGUACUCUCGGGACGAGGCUGUGAUUAUGACGGGCACCAUGACAGAUCAUGCAGAGCCUGACAAGACUAACUGUAUAGGUUACUAUUUCAAGCCGUGGUUCUUUCGACAUGUGGAGGGUUUCCUGAAGCAGAACCGUGUUGCAGUGGAGUACAUUCCUCUCCGGCACUAUUACCACAGACACACCCGCAGCAUCUUCUGGGAAUUACAAGACAUCAUUCCAUUUGGGAAUAAUCCAUUGUUCAGGUAUGUGUUUGGCUGGAUGGUUCCUCCAAAGAUCUCUCUACUGAAGCUGACUCAGGGAGAGACCAUCCGCAAACUAUACGAGCAGCACCACGUGGUGCAGGACAUGCUGGUCCCUAUGAAGCACAUCAAGAGUGCCAUCCUACGCUUCCACGAGGACAUACAUGUGUAUCCUCUGUGGCUUUGUCCCUUCGUGCUGCCCAACCAGCCAGGAAUGGUGCAUCCGAAAGGAGAUGAAGAUGAACUGUAUGUUGAUAUCGGAGCGUACGGGGAGCCCAAAGUCAAACACUUUGAGGCCAGAUCCUCCACACGGCAGCUGGAGAAGUUUGUCAGAGACGUACAUGGAUUCCAGAUGCUGUAUGCUGAUGUAUAUAUGGAACGACAAGAAUUCUGGGAAAUGUUCGAUGGCACAUUGUAUCAUAAACUCAGAAAGCAACUCAACUGUGAAGAUGCAUUUCCAGAAGUCUAUGACAAAAUCUGCAAGAACGCGAGACACUGAAUCCAAACAAACAGUAGAACAGCUGAAAAAAAAAACAUACUUCCCUUUUGUUGAAGUAAAUGAACACAUUGGGCAAAUAUUCAUAUUUCAUGAAGGAGCACCAGCUAAACUUUCAACCCCCUUGUCAUAUAUCUAUGUUUAAGACAAAAGGCCCUUAUUAUUCCUAAGGUUUAAUACAUGCUUAGAUUCAUUAAAACACAAUAUAUAAUACUUAACAGACAGUUUGUGUACAUUCAAAUGUGAAUAAAUAAACUAUAAAUGAAACUAUUUUAGAGUACUUUGCAUAAUAAUCUGUUAAGCAUUAUAUAUAAUUGAUUUAAUUUUUUAAUAAAAGAGUCACCAAUGAUUAUUUAAAAAAAACAACAAUAUUUGGCGAGAUAUUCUCUAUUUUCCUACAUUGUGAAUGUUGCCUCCCUCAACAGUCAUUUAUUUUUGAGGUGUAUUCAAAGGGAUAUUUUAUCUACUAAAAUCAUUAGGGCACUUCUUAAAUAAGCAAGGCACAAUUUGGGAAUGUAUUUGGGAAUCUUUAGACCCAUAAAGUACCAAGUUUUAUUAGAAAGCCCAGUAUUUGUGAUAAUUAUGGAUUUACUUUUGUCAUUAGUACAGUUACUGUUAUUGUUGGUUACAUAGAUUAGGUUAUUUUAGGUCUAUGAACAAAACAAUAACUAUACUGUAUUUGUGGCCUUCAGAAUGUGUUUUUGCCCUUUUAUACUGUGUUCACAAUAUAUUUGUAUUUUCACUGUACUGAAAGUGUAUGGAUGUCUUACAAUUAGCAGUCUCAACAUACCCAUUAAAAUUAAUAAUUUAACUCUA